GCCGUCGAUACUCCAAUGGAUCUUGAAGUAAACAAAUGUGUCCUCAUUUAACUGAAUAUACAUGAUCCUUCAUUAAGAACCCAGAAUCAGUGGUUUGAGAUUCAUUAGGCACUACCACGUGACGUAUCAUGAAGAUCAGUGGAUAAAUACCAAACAAUCAGUUUCUAACGAAGAGACCAUGGAAAAUAACGGCAAAUUUUGCGAUUAUUGCAAUAGACAGGGAAAUGUGAAGAUGGCAACUUCCUGGUGUCCAGAAUGCGACGAUCGAUUGUGUAAAAACUGUGUCAAGUUUCACCAAGUCAACAGACUUACUAUGGAACACAGUGUGUACAAUACUGCUGAGGAAAACCAGAUAAGCAGCGUCAAAAUUGACUUAUUUUGCAAGCAGCAUUCCAGCAAUAGACUAGAGGUUUAUUGUUUUGACCAUGAAGAACCAUGCUGUCUUAUGUGUGCAACAAUUAUUCAUAGAAACUGUGAAAAAGUAGGUACCUUAAAUGACUGCUCUCAAAAAUAUGCAAAAAAUAUCCCAAGUAUUUGUGCCGAAAUGGAGAAACUUCGAAAAGCAAGCGUUGCAGAGAUAGCCCGAGUAAGAUGCGACAUGGAAUGUUUCAAGAACGAAUCUAAAGAUGUAGAGCACAGAAUUAAAACUAUGACCGCAAAGACGAUCGUUGCUUUAAAGGAAAAAGAACGAGUACUUCUUGAAAACCUUGAAAAAACAAAAAUAAAACGGGAAUUUAUUUUGGUAAAAACCCUUGAUGAAUAUUUGGAUAUUAGAAAAACGGUAGAAGACAGUAUUCGGAUUUUGAAGAAAAAUGACCGACUGCCUAACAUUGCAUUCUUAUUGGAGUUAAUGCGAAUUGGCAAAACUGUUCCCGAGAUUCAUAUAUACAUCGAGGAACUACAAAAAAACUAUCAAACAUUUGUUGUAGAUGUGCAUUUUGAUGAUGCCUUUACAUCAGUGCACUUGUCUUCCAAUCCAUUUGGAGAAAUCAAAUUAAAGACUAAGCACAAAAUAGAUUAUCAGUCGGGGCAGCUUGAGUUGGAAAGGUCAGUGACUGUAGAAGGGAGUUCCUACCUUUCUGACGCCGAUGUUAUUGAUGGUCGCUAUAUCGUUACUACAUGUGAAGAAAGUAAGAUGUUAUAUAUUCUGGAUGUAAAUGGGAGACAGUUGUCGUCAUUAAAACUGCGUGGAUGUCCUUGGUCAAUUGCAGUUUUGCAAAAUCAAUGUUUCUGUGUAUCUCUGAGAGAUCCUGGCUGCAUAUGUAUAUUAGAAAUGCAAAAAAAUCUUUCCAUUACGACUCUCAAAGAGUUGAAAAUGCCUCAAAAUGUAUGGGGUAUUUGUGCUGUUGAAGACAAAAUUGUUGCUUCUAUCGAAACUCAAGGUCACGGUCAAGUGUUCAGAUUUUAUGACCACGAGGGUAAUUACUCUGAUGAACACGAAAUAACACAAGGGGAAUCCCAAUGCGGUACCUUGCAUGCUACGACAAGCAAGUGUAUAUUAUUUACUCAUCCAAGCGGAAAUUCUAUCUUUUCAGUUGACCCUGACAAUUCCGAAGGAGCUACCAAACUGUAUAGUGGAAAUAAUAUGAAAUAUCCAAUAGGCUUGACUUGCGAUCCAGAAGAAAAUAUCUAUGUCGCCUGUUUCGGUUCCAAUAAUAUUCUCCAGUUUAAUGGAAAUGGGAAAUAUCUCAGAGAGAUUCUUCACAAAGAUUUAUCACUUCAAAACCCAUAUGGAAUACGUGUUAAAGGAUUAGGUGACAAUAUAAAACUGAUUGUUACAACGAUGGACAAAUUGUUGAUUUAUCGAUUCAAGCAGUGACUGAAAAUCACGAAAGGUCUUAAAGGAAUUAAUAUGUUAGAUUAAUUUGAGUUUUAAAAUAUAUAGCCUUAUUAGACUAUAUGGUUUAUAGUUAAGAUUAUUUCCUAUUGAUGAAAAAAUUAUCUUCGGUUAGCUUCUAUGUUCCAAAUUUCUUUCAUAUAAUUAAAUCAUGUUUUAGUUUA
Molecule: messenger RNA, 2001 nt
Organism: Magallana angulata
Lineage: Eukaryota; Metazoa; Mollusca; Bivalvia; Ostreida; Ostreidae
Exons: 2
Coding region: 179-1819 (546 amino acids)
Molecular function (GO): zinc ion binding
Source: RefSeq, a predicted model, not a curated record